Messenger RNA from Branchiostoma belcheri (Belcher's lancelet), 910 nucleotides. Its product is annotated as failed axon connections homolog. Lineage: Eukaryota; Metazoa; Chordata; Leptocardii; Amphioxiformes; Branchiostomatidae. The transcript is spliced from 5 exons. The record is from RefSeq and is a predicted model, not a curated record. Gene Ontology annotation, cellular component: cytoplasm. Bases 1 to 759 code for a protein of 252 amino acids.
AUGUCAAGCUCAGGGCUAGAUUUCACUCCAGGAAAAGUGUACUACCACGGGAUACCUCCAGUCAGGGCCAUUCCAUGCCUGUCUCCGUUCGGACUGAAGCUGGAGACUUACCUGCGGAUGGCCGGUAUUCCGUACGAACCCUCCCCUCCCAUAGCCAUGGGGCCGAAGGGAAAACUGCCUUGGAUUGAGUACAACGGACAAGCUCUGGGCGACUCCAACCUGAUUAUUGAGUUUCUGAACCAGGAGAAGGGCGUGGAUCUGGACCGGUCCCUCCUGGAUACCGACCGGGCCGUCAGUCGGGCCUUCGUGAAAAUGUUGGAAGAGAACACAUAUUGGGGAGGCGCCAAGUGUAAAUGGAUCGAUAACCUGGACAAGAUGCAGGAUCUUUGGGAGGUUUCCUGGUUCAUUUUCUACUUCUACCUGAAGCCUGCGGUCAAAAUCAUCCAGAAGAACAUGUGGGCACACGGCAUCGGGCGUCACUCCGACCGGGAGCUGGAAGCCAUUGUCGAGAAAGAUCUCAAAGCUCUCUCGGACUUUCUGGGUUCUAAGCCGUAUCUGAUGGGAGAUGAACCGACCGAGGGUGAUGCUGCGGUCUUUGGUUUCUUGGCACAAAUCCUGUGGACCAUGCCGGGUACAUACAUGUACAGGAUCGCUACGGAGGACUGUCCCAACCUGCAGGCCUACAGCUUCCGUAUGAAGGAACGCUAUUGGCCAGACUGGGACCAGCUGACUGGAAACACCAAUAAGUGGAACCAAUGAAAUCACAUUUGUGAUUGGUUCCUUCAAAAGUACAUACAUUUUAUAAGAUUCUAGCCAGUUUUUGAAUGUAUUUGAUCGAUUUUACGUAAUGUAAUAGAAUAAGGAUUACAUAAGUGAUGAUUGCUUUAUUUGUAGAAAACGCAUUGUCAUA